ACAUCUGUCUCCAUCGUAUUUGUGCCACCUCACCACCCAUUGAGACAAAGAUUCGUUCAUCCUUUCCUCCACUGUGUGGAAGAGAGAGAUCAGAUAAAAGUAAUCAGUUGAGUUGAUCAUUUGAAGAAGAUGCCGUACGCGACGCCGGGAAGCUCCGAUUACUUGGAAUUAUAUCCAGAAAGAAAAAUAUCUUAUUUCAAGAAUCCCUACAUUCUCGGAGUUACUGCUGCUGCUGGCAUUGGUGGUCUCCUCUUCGGUUACGAUACUGGUGUUAUUUCUGGUGCUCUUCUAUAUAUUAAAGAUGAUUUUGAUGAUGUUCGUAAUAGUAGCUUCCUUCAGGUACAAUCUUUUCCGCAUUAUUCAGAUUGUUUUGCCUACUUUCAAUUCCAGAUUGUUUUACAUCUUUAUGGUUGCUUGCAGGAAACUAUUGUAAGCAUGGCAUUGGUUGGUGCAAUUAUUGGAGCAGCAACAGGUGGCUGGAUUAAUGAUGCUUUUGGACGUAAGAAGGCAACACUUAGUGCUGAUGUUGUCUUUACUCUUGGAUCAGUUGUUAUGGCUUCCGCGCCAGAUGCAUAUGUUCUCAUACUUGGCCGUCUUCUUGUUGGCAUUGGUGUGGGUGUAGCCUCUGUCACGGCUCCUGUAUAUAUUGCAGAAUCCUCACCAUCAGAAAUAAGGGGUUCGUUGGUUAGCACAAAUGUGCUUAUGAUAACUGGUGGACAGUUUCUUUCUUACCUCGUAAAUCUUGCCUUUACCGAGGUUCCUGGGACAUGGAGAUGGAUGCUGGGAGUUGCUGGUUUGCCAGCUGUUAUUCAGUUUUGUGUCAUGCUUUUCCUGCCUGAGUCUCCAAGGUGGCUUUUCCUGAAGAAUAGGAAAGAUGAAGCUAUUUCCGUGCUUUCCAAUAUCUACAAUUAUGAACGCCUAGAAGAUGAAGUCAAUUACCUCACAGCUGUUUCUGAGCAAGAAAUGCAGAAACGAAAGAACAUUAGAUACAUGGAUGUUUUCCGAUCAACGGAAAUCAGAAAUGCUUUUUUUGUUGGGGCUGGACUUCAGGCUUUUCAGCAGUUCACGGGUAUCAGCAUAGUCAUGUACUACAGCCCCACAAUCAUUCAAAUGGCUGGGUUUAAUUCCAAUCAGUUAGCUCUUCUUCUAUCUCUCAUCGUUGCUGGCAUGAACGCUGCUGGAACAGUUCUUGGCAUUUAUCUAAUUGACCAUGCAGGGCGAAGGAAGUUGGCCCUCUCAAGCUUGUCUGGUGCAACUGUAGCGCUGGCAAUCCUUUCUGCAGGAUCUUACCUUCAAUCAUCUGACCCCACAAAUAGAACCUAUGGGUGGCUAGCAAUUAUUGGGUUAGCCCUUUAUAUUAUUUUUUUCGCUCCAGGAAUGGGACCGGUGCCAUGGACUGUGAACUCAGAAAUCUACCCUGAAGAGUUCCGAGGUGUAUGUGGGGGCAUGUCAGCUACUGUAAACUGGAUUUGCAGUGUGAUAAUGUCUGAGAGCUUUCUUUCAAUUUCUGAUUCCGUUGGCCUUGGUGGUAGUUUUGUGAUUCUUGGUGUUAUAUGCGUGGUUGCUUUUUUCUUUGUGCUCUUGUUUGUGCCAGAGACGAAAGGAUUGACAUUUGAAGAAGUGGCCCUCAUAUGGAAGAAGAGAGCACGGGGUAAAGAUUAUGACUCACAGAACCUUCUUGAGAGAGGAAGCCAGUUCUAAGUGUUUCAUUUGUGAACUGCGGUGUUAUUGGACGCGAGCUAGGAAACUAUUCAGACAUUUGAGUUGUUAGCUGCCAUAUUAUGGGAUGGUGGUUGUAGCUUUUGUGAUCAUGAUUUGUAUUGUUACAAAGACAUUAUUGGUAAUUUGGUAUGAUUGAUAUGUGGGAUCUUGAUCUUCCAUAGCUUUUUGGGAGAAUUAUAAUUUAGGAAAUUUUGCAAACUUAUCUUCGAUAUAAGAAUUAACCGAAAUAAUGGUUCAUGGUUGGUUAACUACCAACUCCAUUAACCAUGUAUCCCGAUUUUGGUUGAUAACCUUUUCAAUUAAAGAGAUGUUUGCUACUUCCGAAGUUAGGAAUCUGCCAAGAGUAGUUAAUUUAGUAAGAGAUAGAAUGUGUUCUUGGCAAAUAGGAAAAUUAAGUAGACUUGUGUGCGAUUGACUACUUUUGUGAUAUAUGUAUGGUAUUUGAUGCUUGUUGUA
Molecule: messenger RNA, 2178 nt
Organism: Medicago truncatula (barrel medic)
Lineage: Eukaryota; Viridiplantae; Streptophyta; Magnoliopsida; Fabales; Fabaceae
Product: inositol transporter 1
Exons: 5
Coding region: 130-1701 (523 amino acids)
Biological process (GO): transmembrane transport
Cellular component (GO): membrane
Molecular function (GO): transmembrane transporter activity
Source: RefSeq, a predicted model, not a curated record